Molecule: messenger RNA, 13379 nt
Organism: Felis catus (domestic cat)
Lineage: Eukaryota; Metazoa; Chordata; Mammalia; Carnivora; Felidae
Gene: PRDM11
Product: PR/SET domain 11
Exons: 5
Coding region: 3312-6296 (994 amino acids)
Biological process (GO): regulation of transcription by RNA polymerase II
Cellular component (GO): nucleus
Molecular function (GO): DNA-binding transcription factor activity, RNA polymerase II-specific; RNA polymerase II cis-regulatory region sequence-specific DNA binding; protein binding
Source: RefSeq, a predicted model, not a curated record
GCUGUGCAGUGGGAGAGGGUGCUAAUGAACGUGGAAGGAAGCCAGCAGGGGGAGCCAUACGCUGGCCCAGCCAGGCCCAAGAGCUUUUUUUCUGCCAUCACUCCGGGAUGCGUGCAUGAUGGAUCUUGCUACCCCCUGGCCCUGGCUGAGUGGUUGUGCUCCUUGGUGGCCGAGGGCCAUGCUAAGGAGCCCGUCAGGCGGUAGUCCGCAGAAUCAGUGGUAGGGCUCUAGGGAGCCCGUGGGACCAGCCAGCCGGAGAGAAUUCAGGGUGAUUUUCUCAUGAUUCUUUAUGUGUGGGUCUGGUAGACCGUUCUGUGAAAUGGACCAAGGGUUCACCUCAAGCCCUCCUCCGGAGCGGGUGACUUGGGUCUGGGGGUUGUGGGAAUGCAGAGCACGACAUUCAGCUAAAAAAGCAGUGAUGCCAGGGGCUGGACCGGGUGCCCGAGGCAACGUGGUCCCUGCCCUCGGGGAGUGGACGGUCUGGUGGGGGAGGGACAGGGAUUGAACAGGUACGGGCACAUGUGAUCAUCGCUACGGAAGGAGGGAAGAUGAGACAUUCUAGUUGCAGAGGGAGACGGUGGAGUUCACGGUGCUGAUGGAUUUGGGGCCUGGAGCCCAAGUUCAUUACGCCAGCCAGCUUUGCUAUUUCCUAUCUGGUGUGACCUUGGAUGAAUCAUUUCACUUCUCUGUGCCUGUCCUGUAACAGAAUGAUCACAGUUGACGGUGCGACACGAUGGGUCAAUGCUAUAGAGUUCUUAGGACCGCGCCUGCCUUUAGGAAGCAUGCGGUGAACAUCAGCUAUUAUUAUUGUUGUUGUUGGCCUACUCGAGGGGCUUGGGCGGGGUUUCCUCUAGCUUGAGACUUGAAGCAUGAGUAGUAGUUAGUGGAAGGGGGGUGGGAGGAUGCUGUAUUCACACAGGUCGGCUGGCAGGUCCGUGUGGCGACAGCAAUGAGUCUGACAGGCAGAGUGGCAGGAAGUCAAGAGGAGAGGGAGUCAGGGGCCAGAUCACCCUACAUUUCAUAAGCCAGGGUAAGCGCAUGCUCCUUCUGCGGGCCAUGGGAACCUCUGAAGUUGUCGGGCGGAGGCGUUACGGAAUGGUUAGGUCAGGUUGCAGAACGCAGAAUCAGGAUGGGUAGGGGCCUUGCCGGGGAGGGGGGGGGGGUUUCAGGUCAGAAAAGAUGCUGGUUUCAACUUAGGUGCUACAGGCAGGCACAUUUGAGAGAGACUUAGGAGGGAGAAUCAAGAUCUGAAGUGGAAGGGAUUAUUAGGGACGCCUCUCGAGCAUCCGGCUUGAGCAGAGUUGGAGGAAGGUGGGACCGGUAGAGAAGAGCAGGCUAGGGAGUAGGAAGGUCGUUUAUCAGUCAUGAAAUAAACCUUUCUCGUGGGUCUCGUUUGUGCUAAGCCCUGAACUGGCCUCAGGGAUACAGUGAUGGGCCAGAUCAGACAUCAGUUCUGCCCUCAUAGAGCUUAUUGUGGGGGCCAGAUCAGACAUCAGUUCUGCCCCCAUAGAGCUUAUUGUGGGGAAGCCGGAAUGAAUCAAAUAAUAAGGUAAAUAAAUGUAAAAUUGUGGCUCAGGUGAUGAAGAGGCAGUGAGGCUAGGAGGGAAGGGGACAACCAGAGGAAGUGAUGUGGCCAGAGGUCAAGGAAGGCUUCCUGAUAGUUGAGGUGUGAUUGAAGAAAGAGAAUGCCCACCAGAUGAACAGGACAGCAUGUGUCAAGGCCCUGUGGCGGGCGGGAGUAUGGCAUGUUUGCGCGACUGGGUCAUUGUGCCCGGAGUGGAGCGAACACAGGGGCCUGGAGGGGGAGACAGUCUUGGAUGUAUAGGGAGAGCCGACGGACGAGAGGCGGAGAGGGCCUAGAAUGAGCUUUGAGGAGCUUCGGUGGUUCAGCCGUCCAGAAGGGGAGCACAGUCCUUGCAAGGGAGACUGAGGACGUGCACCCUGAGAGGCGGGAAGGCCAGAACGGUCGACGGGGUCAAGUGUUUCUGAGAAGCCAGGCAAGAGAAGGACUUGAAACGGUCCACUGGGCUUAGUGCCAGGGAAGUCACCGGCCACUUUAGCAAGACCUGGUACUCCAAGACCGAGGUUCCCGACCCGGGGCGGUUUGCUCCCUUCCUCCCUGCCCUCCCCCCCGCCCCCCGCCCGGGGGACAUUUGGUAAUGUCUGGACACAUUUUGGGCCGUCACAGCUUGGGAUGGGGGCUAUGCUCCUGGCAUCUAGAAGGUAGGGGCCAGGGGUGCUGCUAAACCUUUCGUGAUGCAGAAGACAGCCUCCUACAACAAAGAGCCAUCUGGUCUCGGGGGUCCAGAGUGCUGUGGUGGAGAAGCCCCGUCAGAGCACCACCCGAAGGGAACCUUGUGAGAAGCCGGGUGACCAGCAGAGGCACUUCUUAGAAGCUUGAUUAGAGAUAAGACAAGUGGAAGAGAGACAGGAGAUACGAGGGUUGGCUGCCGGCAGGCACGGGGGGCGGGGGACUUUGUUAAGAGAGAGACGUGAACGUCUUUGAAAACCCUGGUGGGAGGGUCCCCCUGAAGAGACGGUUGAAUAUCGAGCAGAGGUGAGGCGUGAUGGACAAGCUCUCCUAUCGCCCGAGAACGUUCAGAUGGAGACGUUGCAUAUGGAGGGGCGAUGGGUCAACAUGUCUUCUGUCACUGGAGGGGUACCCUAGAGGCUCGGAGCAGACGGGGAGGGAAGUGAGUAUGGUAGGCCAAAUAAUGGCCCCCUCAAGAUGGCCGCAUCCUCAUCCCCGGAUCCUGUACGGAUGUCCUCUUAGAGGCCAAAAGGGACUUACUUUCCAGGCGUAAUUCAAUUAAGGCGCUUGAGGUGGGGAGAUUAUCUUGGUUUAUCGGGGUGGGCCUCGUGGAAUUACAAGCAUUUUUAUGGGAGGGAGGCAGGAGAGUCAGAGUCAGAAAGACAAGAUUGGAAGAUGUUAUCCUGCUGGCCUUGAAGAUAGAAGAAGGAGCCAGGAGCCAAGGGAGUGCAUGCAGACAGCUUCUAGAAGCUACAAAAGGCAAGGAAGUAGAUUCUUCCCUCAAGCCUCCAGAAGGAACUCAGCCCGCUGCCGACGCCUCGAUCUUAGGACUUGUGACCUCUGGAACCGUGAGAUAAUAAACGUGUGGUGUUCGAGAACCACCGUGUCGUGGCAGUUUGUUAAGCAGCGCUAGGAACUGAGUGCGGUGCCUGGGGGACGUCUGCUAACACGUGCGGAGCUGUGGAGAGAGCUGGCCUGAGACGGGAGAGCGGCGAAGAUUGUGGACAAGAAUAACCGCUACAAGUCCAUAGAUGGGUCAGACGAGACUAAAGCCAACUGGAUGAGGUACGUGGUCAUCUCCCGGGAAGAGAGGGAGCAGAACCUGCUGGCGUUCCAGCACAGCGAGCACAUCUACUUCCGAGCCUGCCGGGACAUCCGGCCCGGGGAGCGGCUCCGGGUCUGGUACAGCAAGGAAUACAUGAAGCGCCUGCACAGCAUGUCCCAGGAGACCAUCCACCGCAAUCUGGCCAGAGGAGAGAAGAGGUUGCAGAGGGAGAAGUCUGAACAGGCUCUGGAUAACCCAGAAGACCUGAGGGGUCCCCUUCCGCUCCCCGUGUUGAGACAGGGCAAAAGUCCCUACAAGCGUGGCUUUGACGAGGGGGAUGUGCACCCCCAGGCCAAGAAGAAGAAGAUUGACCUCAUUUUCAAGGACGUGCUGGAGGCUUCCCUGGAAUCCGCGAAGGCGGAAGCGCACCAGCUGGCACUGAGCACCUCGCUGGUCAUCAGGAAAGUCCCCAAGUACCAGGACGAGGCCUACAGUCGGUGCGCCAUGACCGUGUCACAUGGCGUGCAGAAUGUCGGCCGGACCCAGGGGGAAGGGGACUGGAAGAUCCCCCAGGGGGUUUCCAAGGAACCAGGCCCGUUGGAGGAUGAAGAAGAAGAACCUUCGUCCUUCAAGGCCGACAGCCCCGCCGAGGCCUCCCUUGCGUCCGACCCUCACGAGCUCCCCACCACCUCCUUUUGCCCUAACUGUAUUCGCCUAAAGAAGAAAGUCCGGGAGCUCCAGGCCGAACUAGAUAUGCUUAAGUCUGGGAAGCUUCCUGAACCCCCCGUGCUGCCCGCACAGGCCCUGGAGCUCCCGGAGCUCUCGGACCCCGCAGCCUCCGAGAGCAUGGUGUCCGGCCCCGCCAUCCUGGAGGACGACGACCAGGAGGUCGACUCGGCCGACGAGUCCGUCUCCAACGACGUGAUGACCGCCGCCGACGAGCCCUCCAAGAUGUCGUCCGCCACCGGGCGCCGGAUCCGGCGCUUUAAGCAGGAGUGGCUCAAGAAGUUCUGGUUCCUGCGGUACUCCCCCACGCUCAACGAGAUGUGGUGCCACGUCUGCCGCCAGUACACGGUGCAGUCGUCGCGCACGUCGGCCUUCAUCAUCGGCUCCAAGCAGUUCAAGAUCCACACCAUCAAGCUGCACAGCCAGAGCAACCUGCACAAGAAGUGCCUGCAGCUGUACAAACUGCGCAUGCACCCCGAGAAGACGGAGGAGAUGUGCCGCAACAUGACCCUGCUCUUCAACACCGCCUACCACCUGGCCCUCGAGGGCAGGCCCUACCUGGACUUCCGGCCCCUGGCCGAGCUCCUGCGGAAGUGCGAGCUCAAGGUGGUGGACCAGUACAUGAACGAGGGCGACUGCCAGAUCCUCAUCCACCACAUCGCCCGCGCGCUGCGCGAGGAUCUGGUGGAGCGCGUCCGCCAGUCGCCCUGCCUCAGCAUCAUCCUGGACGGGCAGAGCGACGACCUGCUGGCCGACACGGUGGCCGUCUACGUCCAGUACACCAGCAGCGACGGGCCCCCGGCCACGGAGUUCCUGUCCCUGCAGGAGCUGGGCUUCUCCGGCACGGAGAGCUACCUGCAGGCCCUCGACCGGGCCUUUUCUGCCCUGGGCAUCCGGCUGCAGGACGAGAAGCCCACCGUCGGCCUGGGCCUAGACGGGGCCAACGUCACGGCCAGCCUGCGCGCCAGCAUGUUCAUGACCAUCCGCAAGACGCUGCCCUGGCUGCUGUGCCUGCCCUUCAUGGUGCACCGGCCCCACCUGGAGAUCCUGGACGCCAUCAGCGGGAAGGAGCUCCCCUGCCUCGAGGAGCUCGAGAACAACUUGAAACAGCUGCUCAGCUUCUACCGCUACUCGCCGCGCCUCAUGUGCGAGCUGCGGUCCACGGCGGCCACCCUGUGCGAGGAGACGGAGUUCCUGGGGGACAUCCGCGCCGUGAGGUGGAUCAUCGGGGAGCAGAACGUCCUCAACGCCCUCAUCAAAGACUACCUGGAGGUGGUGGCCCACCUCAAGGACGUCAGCAGCCAGACCCAGCGGGCGGACGCGUCCGCCAUCGCCCUGGCCCUGCUGCAGUUCCUCAUGGACUACCAGUCGGUCAAGCUCAUCUACUUCCUCCUGGACGUGAUCGCCGUGCUCUCGCGCCUGGCCUACGUCUUCCAGGGCGAGUACCUGCUGGUGUCCCAGGUGGACGACAAGAUCGAGGAGGCCAUCCAGGAGAUCAGCCGGCUGGCCGACUCCCCGGGGGAGUACCUGCAGGAGUUCGAGGAGAACUUCCGGGAGAGCUUCAACGGGAUCGCGAUGAAGAACCUCAGGGUGGCCGAGGCCAAGUUCCAGUCCGUCCGGGAGAAGAUCUGUCAGAAGACCCAGGUGAUCCUGGCCCAGAGGUUUGAUUCCCGCAGCCGGAUCUUCGUGAAAGCCUGCCAGGUGUUCGACCUGGCCGCCUGGCCCAGGAACAGCGAGGAGCUCGUGAGCUACGGCAAGGAGGAUGUGGUGCAGAUAUUCGAGCACCUGGAGGCCAUCCCCACCUUUUCCCGGGACGUCUGCAGGGAGGGGCUGGACCCCCGGGGCAGCCUGUUGAUGGAGUGGCGGGAGCUCAAGGCCGACUACUACACCAAAAACGGCUUCAAAGACCUCAUCGGCCACAUCUGCAAGUACAAACAGAGGUUCCCGCUCCUGAACAAGGUCAUCCAGGUCCUCAAGGUCCUCCCCACUUCCACCGCCUGCUGCGAGAAAGGCCGCAACGCCCUGCAGCGAGUUCGCAAAAACCACCGCUCCCGCCUGACCCUGGAGCAGCUCAGCGACCUCUUGACGAUCGCCGUGAACGGCCCGCCCAUCGCCAGCUUCGAUGCCAAGCGAGCCCUGGACAGCUGGUUUGAGGAGAAGUCUGGCAACAGUUACGCGCUGUCGGCCGAGGUCCUCAGCAGGAUGUCCGCGCUGGAACAGAAGCCGGUGCUGCAGACCGUGGACCACGGGUCAGAGUUUUACCCGGACAUCUAGGGGGCCGGCGUCAGUCACAGAGUUCACUAAGCUGUUGAAUAUUUUUUUAAUCUAUACUCAUAAGCUUUGAUAUAUUAUAUAAAUAUAUAUUAUAUUAUAUAUAUAUAUAUACAUAUACAUAUAUAUAUAUAUAUAUAUAUAUAUAUAUAUAUAUAAACCCACACUGAAAAUUUUUAAGAACCGAGGUGACACAUCCACCAGAAGCCACUGGGAGCUUUCACAAAGGAACGAUGUUGGAAACCGACUCUUGUCUACAAGAUCCCGCAGCCGUUUUCACUCACGGAAGCACGUGCUGGGGCCACACGCGUUCCCGCCUAACAGCCAACCAACAGCCUAAGCUAAAACGACGGGUCUCUGUCAUCACCUUUAGGUGGUUUGUUUCGUUUUAUGUUUUCGUUUGGGGGGGGUGGAGGGGCUGGGGUUUGGGUUUCUGUCUUGCCUUUUCUUUUCCCGUUUGGUUUACGACGGGGGUUCUUGGCCUCUUCGCUGCCAUGCUGGUGUAGCUGAGUCCCAUCUCUGAUUUUGGAGGGGGGCAGGUGGUGUAUCCGGAUUGGGGUGUGUGUGUGUGACUUUCUCCCUUGUCCCACCUGAUUUCAGCUUGAGAGGUUUGUACUUGUUUCCUGUUGAGCGUUCCUUCACUGUCUUAGAAACAAACGUGUCGGUCAAACUGUGACACCCACCACUCCCCACCUCUGUCACCUCUCCCGUCUCUGGGUUCUGGAUUCCCUCCUUCCAGCCCCCUGGAUCCUGAAGAUAUUACCUGUCGUACUGAAGGCAGAACUGCCUUACAACCGAGCUUGAAAUCGUGGGGAAGGGACAAGGUGUGUGUUGGGGGGUGGGGGGGGUGGGAAUUUUUUUUUGCAUUCCUGUUCUCCCGUGGUGUGGGGUAAAAUAAUAUAAUUCCGUUCAGAUCCAGGACUUUGGGGGAAAUGAAGAUCCAGGAAGUCCAGACCCUCACAGGGCAGCGAUUUUUGGCUAAAAGCAAGUCCGAUGGAGAGUGUGGAUUCAAUUUACGUGAAUUAUUUAUGCUGUGUCUUUAUAAUCAUAUGAUGUGUUGGGGGUAUUUUUUUGUGCAUUUAAUAAUCAAAUGCCUGCUAUAGUUCAGUGGCAGGAGAUGUCAAUGCAAGUUGUGCCCUGGGUUGUGCGUGACUCCAAGGACGGUCUCUAGAAACGGAGGCCUUCUUUGGUGACAAGGCUGAUAAUAAACCCUUCAGCCUGGCAGGAGGCAGUGGGGAGCCAGGCCUUGCAUCCAUGCCUGUGAAUGCCUCCUUUUUUGAACAGGGUAGAGAUGUCCUAAAGAAAAGGAAUAAACAAGAGGUCAGACGGGACUCUCAAGGCAGCAGCCUACACACACACACACACACACACACACACACACAGACGCGCACACACGCACGUACACACACACACACACACACACACAACCACAAUAUAAGCUUUAGAAAUAGCCACUUGCCUAUUCCCUGGGGCAAGUAAUGGUUUUAAGCUAGAGGAGUCUGAUCGAUGCUCUUUUGUUCAUUUAACUACCAGUAUACCUCGCAAGGGAGUUUUUUUAAACAAAAUGUGCGUGAGCUGUUACAAACUUCUGUUCAUGUUUCCACAUCUGAUUUAUGCAUAUCUGAUAUGCAGAGAUCCUACAUUGUGGGUGCAGGUCGUGUUUGGGGGAGGAAGGAAGAUCCGCGUUGUCCGUGGUCAGGUCCUCUCACUCGGCAGAGGGUGGGCAGAGGACGGUGUGAUCGGGCCACAGGCCAGGCCCCCGUGUCUCCAACCUGCUCGGCUCAGACGUAGAACUGUGGUGGCUUCCUUCCUUCUUGGUUUAGCUUGUCUCCGAGGCCUCGUGCCACUGUCGAGAACCGUAGUGGAAAUGUCAUCAACACUGAACAUGUCAUUCCCCUUUCCUUGUCCUUGCCCGUACCUUCACUCCCCACACGUCCCCUCCCCCCACCCCUAUGGUCUUGGUGCUAAGAUAACUUUAGAAUCAUUGCUGCUAGUUGAUAGCUUUUCAUUAUAUAAAUAUAUUAUAUAUAUAUAUAUUAUAUAUUAUUUUUGAAACUUUUUCGUUUGUUUUCAACAGUGAUGUAGCAUGUUAAAAAAAAAAAAAAAAAACAAGAAACAAACAAAAAAAAAAAACCACCCGGUUUUCUCCAACUGUCCCACUGCCAGGCCUCAUAUGCUGCCUUGUUCAACAAAUCAAUGCACCCCUGCCUGGUGACAUUCACCACCCACCCCCCCCCCUCCUGGCCCCCUUCCCAGUCCCUCGUACUUCCCCACCCUCCUCUGAACAAGGAGAGAGCAGAAACUAGCAAGGAAACACCCAAAGCUCUUUCUGAGGCUUCGGAAUUCCCAGCCUCAAACCAUGUCCGUACUUCAAGCUGAUGUGUUCCCUACCCCCCCCCGCCCCCCGCCCGCCCUCCGCCGCUCCUCCCAUCCGGGUCAGUAUUUGUGGUCAAGUGGGAUGCCCUUGCAAAGCACAAGGUUCCACCCUACCCUCCCGGACAUUCUGUCCGCCGCGCACAAAAACUAUCAUGCCUGUGGGAGCUUUCUUGGAACAUCACACGGACCGAGGUGGGUUGGGGGCAGAGAAGGCUGGCAAGGGGAACCUUGGUGGGGGCCGGCAAAAGUAGGUUGGGAUCCUUUCUUUGAGCCACCAGUUGCCUUAGACCUUCUCCUUUCCCCUUCUGCUCCUCUCCUCCCACUACACUGGGAGCCAUCCCCUGGACCACUCAUUUGAAAACCGGGAAGAGAGAAUCACUGAUGUCUGCCUGAGGACUGGUCAGGGCCGUGACUGUUUCAAGAGGCCAUGGCCCGAAUUAGCUCCGAUUUAUAUCCAGACGGGGAAAAAGAUCCUUCGGGCCUACGCCAGCAUCUGCCGUGAGCCGGUGACAUACCUCUGGGCUAGGAGCAUGAGCGCGUGCUAGCAGCACGGGGACUGCGGGUGGUCUCCUGCCGGGCCAGGCUCCACGCCCGGGGCAGGUUGAGCUCUCUCGGGGGCCGGGGGUGCUCGAAGUUUGGCAAGGCGCUCUAAAACUCCGGGUGCUCAUGGCUUCUGUUGAAUCCAGCCAGGCCUGGGUGGUGUGAGGCACUCUGAAGGCCACUUUACCUUGGGACCGGAAGUAACCAGGGCACAAUUUGGGUGACACGCCCACUGCAAUUUACACAGGGUCUUUUUUUCAACCCGGAUGCUCCCGGGAGGCUCAGCGCUCCCAGCCUGUGAAUGUCGCGCGUGAUUUCUAACAUGGGAGUUGCCACUCUCCCGCCUCCUCGUGAAAGACUUUCGGGAGAACGGGCCCCCCCAGGGUCUCGCCCAGGGAACCACAGGCUUAGCUAGCCUGAUCUCCCUUUGAUGGGUAUAAAAAGCUGUGGCCGGGCAGUCCUUGUAUCCUAAAUAUGGUCACUUCAGAUGAGACAGAGCCCUUGAGCUCAGCCACUGGCUUAGAAUGACAGGUUUGUCUCCGGGGUUGAGACGUGUCCUAAUUGGGCUGACCGAUGAGUGAUUUUCUUUGGCUCAUAGAGGAGGGUGGGAAGUGAGUUCAGGUUCAUGGCCGUGUGUGCCCAGGAGAUACACUGCACAGCCUGGGCGCCACAAGCCCUUGUGAUUAACAUGGUUCGCUUCCUCUAUUGGAGGACAAAGACACCCCCUGCCAUCCAGUAUCUGUGGAAGCUGAGGGUAGCCCAGCCCCGUCUACAGCUCUUGCCACAUCAGAAUCCCCACGUUUUGCCCACCCGGUCGGACAGGAGAGUCCAGGCAUCCAAAACACCAGGUUUUUAUUUUUAUUUUUACUUUGUCCACGACCGCCUACGACAUUCCUGUCUCCUCAUCCUCACUGGAGAAUGAGGGCGGGCUUGGGCUGCAGGGCGUCUGCUUGGCCGGCCGCGGUGCUGGGCCCUGAACCCAGGGCAGGUGGGGGUCUCGCCCCAGCCCCGCUACCUGUUUCCAUGUUGAGUUGUCUUGCUCAGCCCCCCUGUCCUUGACUUGCUUAUGUCAACCCUCUCAUUUGGAGGAAGGGCCUUGUAAUUAUUUAAGGUAACGUUUAAAUAGCUGCCAUUUGUUUGGACGUGAUACCGAGAAGGAGGAAACAGGGAAGGACGCGUAGAAUGCCGAACGUGGUCGCAGCGAGGCAGAAAUGGCUUAUGGGAUGGGCCCAGCUGGGCUGUGGGGCCGCUGUUCUCCUGAGCCCCGUGGGGUCCAGGAGGCGGCCUGGGGUUGAAGUAGAACUUCUUUUCUAGAUUCCUCCCCGUGUGUUUUCCCUCCCAUCCCCUCUAGGGAUAGGAAUAUCUGGAUCUGGAUCUGGUGGUGGCAUAUGGUCUGGGUUGAAUUCGUGUUUUUCUAGGUCCUACGCCCAGUUUGUGCAGAGGGUUCCGGGGACACUGGACCUCACGCCCCCCCCCUCACCCCUUCAAGUGGCCACCCUAGCCAGGUCAGCCUGGGACAGCCAAAGCAGGGAGGCCAGGCCUCCUUAGGUGAGAAAGGCCGUGUUUGGACAGCAGGGGACCCUGGGACGGUCCCAUUGCAGACACCAGCCUCCUGGGAGUGGUCAUGGGUUCUGUGCUGGGUCGUGGGUUCUGGCCUUGUUUCCUCCUCAUAUCUUGAGGAAGGAAGAUUUCUUCCAGAGACACGUGGGGCCCUUCUGCUUGGAGGGAGACCUCUCUCCUGGUCUCUGCUCACAGGGUCCUUUCGCUGAGUGGAUGGAGCUGUGAUAUUUUAAGAAGCCUUGGAGGUGAUCCUUGUGUGUUAGCCAGAGGGAGAAAAAAAAAGUGCCCUUUUGGGAGGAAAAUGGUACAGCCCUCCUCUUCCAUCUGGCUUUCCCCCCUCCGCCCUGUCCCCACCACCCCCCCCCCAUCCCUUCAAGUGGUGUUGCCCUGGAAAUACCUAUGCAAUCCAGUCUCCCUAGGAGAGCGCAUGGAAGCAGGGGGUAUGUGCAGUGUAUCAUACAAAUGCUACAGCAUAUAUAUUGUAUAUAUGGACAUAUGCCGUACGUAUACACACAGAGUAAGAGAUUAAAUCACGUCUAUAUAUCUAUAAAUAAUAUCCUAUAUAUUUAUACAUUUCUAUGUUUUAAAUAGAUAUAAAAAUAGAGUCUAUAGAGAGCUGGGAGAGCAACGGGAAAGCCUGUCGCUAUGUUGUGCAAAGAGGGAGGAGGCAGGGCCUCUGCAGGGGGAGAUGUGGAAGCCAGGAGGGCACUGUCUGCCGGGAAUGGGGUCUCCUGCCCACAGUGCAGGACAGGAGAGUCCCCGGGCCUCUGCCCUCUCCGCGCACUUUCUCUCCUCUACCGCAGGCUUGGGCUGAGGUGGAAGGAGAUACUCGCCCUCUGAGCUCCAGCCGAAGUGCCCCCCACGUCCCCCCUCACCCCCUGCAGUCCGACGCUUAGGUGGUCACUGCUGCUUGGCCCUGGGACGUGGUCUCUGGGCCCUGGUGGAGGGACCACUGCACAGUUUCCCCUAAUGCCCUCCCCCUACAGGAAUGAGCAGCGCUGGUGGCAACCGGAAAGGUGCACAUUGGACCCAGAGGGGCCCGGGGAGGAUGCCCUCCUUGCCCCCUUAGGUGCUUCUGCUGACCCCUAGAGGCCAAGCCUCUGAAGUGCGGCUGCCCUCCCGCCUCCUUCACCCCCUCCACCGCUGUCUGCCAGGGCGCUGCAGGGGUGAAGCAGGCGGCGUGAACAUCACCAGCCAGUGCUGCCCGCCACGUGGAGGCUUUCUGGCCGGGGCGGGGGGCGCCGGAGAAGGGCGGGAGCGGCAGACCCCCCCGCACCCAGGGCUUCAGUGAAAACUCAAGUUCACAAGCAGGGCUUCGGCUCAGCCCGGUUUGCACAGCUGCUGUUGCUGGCUGUACUCAGGACAACGCUCUCCCCUCCCCCGCGUGGAGGCCCGUGACCCCUCCGCCCACCGCCACCUAACAGGCAGGUUUAGUUCACGUACACUGUUCCGAUUCUGUGACUCGAGGCAGCGGCUGAGCCGGAUGCCCCAAGCUUAUCCGCUUCCACCGGGGAGGACGCCUUCCCUGGCUUUUAUCCCUGCUCCCGCCCCAGGCUGGGAAGGUGUGUCUGGGGCGUCUGGGGAGGCCGCUGGUGCAGCCGGCAGUGCCACCGAGGGCUUGCGUGGCCCCGACCAAAUCAGGAGCCCGUUAGCUUCCGGGUUUCUCUCCACCGUUUCGUUUCCCUGGAGGUAGGAGAGGAGGGGCCGACAGGGCUGCAAGGUGAUAGGAGACAGCCAGCGGCUGCCCCCUCUCCUCCAGACCAGCCUAGGCCUUUCGGCUCUCCAAAGGCACUUACCUCUGUCCCCGAGCCUCCUCUGACCCCACGUCCUCCUCUUCCCUGCCAUCUACCAACGUACCUCAGUCUCCAGCAGACCCGACCUCUACACCUAUGGUCUGGGGCAGGUCUGUUUCGCCAAUGCCCACCUCUUCGCCCCUCCACGUCUGCCUGGGUCUCCUUGAGCCACAGCUGGCUGCCCACUGGGUCUCGGAAUCCCUUCCAGUGCCUCCAGAAAGACCAGGGCGGCCUGAGCCUUCCUGCCACGGUGGUGGGUCAGACCCGUGGCCAGGGGUGGGCAUCCCCGGGUAGCAAUCCACGAUGCACUGUACCUCAGAGAGAGAGCAUACCAUGGGCCUCACGGGCACCGUGCCUCCGUCCAGGCGAGGACAGCCGGUUACAGUAAAUACUGCUUGCAAGGAGACAAGGGCCAGGCUGCCCUCGGGCGCCCCUGCGUCUUCACUUUGGUCUCUCGGGAAGAGCCAGCAGGUCUGAUUUGCUCUUUUUCAGCCCUGUCUCUCUCCUUCUCUCCACCCCCACGCUGCUGAACCGAUUCAUUUCAAUCACAAAGGAAAACUAAGGUGGGGGGGGGGAUACUUAGGAGUCUAUUAUCACACACAUAUUAAUAUGUUAAUACUUUCUUUCUUAAAAAAAAAAAAAAAACCUCUUGACAUUAUUUUGCAGACUACGCUUUAUAGUACCUGUGUGACGGGACCUAGAACACUGGAUACAAAUAGAGCUAUGUUGGUUUAUCAUAAUAUGUACGCAGAAACUUUCCUUUUGUCAUAUUAUCCUUGUAAUGUAAGAAGAUUGUUAAUAAAAGCAUUUAAAUUUA